Messenger RNA from Cyphellophora attinorum, 831 nucleotides. RefSeq lists its product as uncharacterized. NCBI's taxonomy places the organism in Eukaryota, Fungi, Ascomycota, Eurotiomycetes, Chaetothyriales, Cyphellophoraceae. Bases 1 to 831 code for a protein of 276 amino acids. Gene Ontology annotation, cellular component: mediator complex. The record is from RefSeq and is a predicted model, not a curated record. The transcript has 2 exons.
AUGGCGUCAGUGCAACGGCUGAAGAUGGAAGAUGUUCACCCGGACGAUGUCGAAGUAUACGAACAGUUGGCAAAACUGCAGCAAAUGCAUGGUCAGGUCAACAAUCUGCGAUCACUGCUUCCCGGCAGGUUGCUAGGCUCAACGCUGUUGGCAGAUCGACAGUCACCGGAGAAGUUCGCUGCCACUUUGCGAGACGCUGCCACGUCCGGCAGCACACAGAUCACCUCUUUCAAGCGGGCUUACCACAGCGAAGAAAUGCAUCAGCUCUGGCGAACUGUCAACAAUACAGAGUUCCCACAAGGUGAAGACGUGUGGCCGAUCGACUAUGCUGGCUCAUUGCCAGAUCUGAAGCGAGCACAGAUCACAUCGGGAAACCAGAAGUCGGACCAGACGAGCACCGGAACUGAGACCGAAGGUGAUAUAGAAGCCAUCAUCUCAGCAGCAAAAGCUCGAUCUCCGGGAGUUGAGAUUACGACGUCAGCGAACACGCUCCCUUUGAUUGUUACUGUAUCAGCUAUGAAGUUCACCAUCAUGGCGACCGACUCCUCGGAUGCGAAACCUAGAUUAGUUGUCUCCAGUGUUGACGACCAUACGCCCUCCGCGUAUCAAAACUCCAUCCUCCAAUUCAUCCAGCAGCAACAUCAACAAGCCAGUCUGUCUGAUCUGCUUGCGCUCUUCGCCUCCUACCAUAAGCUCGAGUCGCAGCCAUGUCGAAAGUGUGGGAAGGUCUUGGAUGGUUCUCUGCAGCUGCCCCUCUUCCGCGAGAAAGCCGAACCUAGCGACGACUCAAGCGAAGUCUCAUGGCAAGCUGUUCAUGCAUCAUGUCGGUGA